Sorghum bicolor (sorghum) is the source of this 396-nucleotide messenger RNA. Its product is annotated as vegetative cell wall protein gp1-like. The transcript has a single exon. The coding region runs from base 1 to 396 and encodes 131 amino acids. Lineage: Eukaryota; Viridiplantae; Streptophyta; Magnoliopsida; Poales; Poaceae. The record is from RefSeq and is a predicted model, not a curated record.
AUGACCGGUGGCGGGUUACGGCAACCCCGCCGUGGAUCAUGGCGGGGCACGUCCGCGUGCACAAAAGGACAUCCGUCUUCUGUUCGUAUCCAUUCCGCGCCCGACCCCGACCCCGCCACCCGCUCCCCGACCCCGCCACCCGCGCCGCCCCUGCCGCGCACCGCCGCCGGCCGCGCCUCGCUGUCCGCGCCCGGCCCCGACCGCGCGGCGGCGGCGCCUUCCCGGCCGUGCCGCCUCGGCCGCGGCCCUUCGCCGCCCGCGGCGCCCCGGCCGCGCCCCUCCCGCGGCCCGGCCACGCCCCUCCCGCUCCCCGGCCGCGCCGGUCCGGCCGGCCCCCGGCCCGCUCCGGCCGCGCCCCGGCCCCAGCAGCCCCACCCACCGCCGUUCGUCGCCUAA